CAGUGUCUAAACUAUAUCUAUAUAAUACAUGAGCUCUGGAACGACGAAGACAAUGCGUAAUUGAAUAGCCAAGUGAGUGAUUGAAUUUGAAUAGCCAAGUGAGUGAAAAUGGAGUCGCUGAAGGAAACCGCAGCUAACGUUGGAGCCUCUGCUAAGGCUGGCAUGGAAAAAACCAGAGCAGAGGCGCAAGAGAAGGUGGAGAGAAUGUCAACACGUGAUCCAGUGCAGAAGGAAAUGGCGAGAGAGAAGAAAGAAGAGAGGAAAACGGAGGCAGAAUUGCGGAAACUAGAAGCGCGCGAGGAUAACGCAGCGGCGAGGCAGGCAGCCAAGGCUGGUGGCCAUGUACAGUACACAACUGCUGGUCCGGGCGCUCAAGGCACAACCGAAACCUAUACCCAUUCAACAACUGGGACAACCGGUUACCCUACAGGGACCCAGCAAAUGUCGGCCAUGCCUGGACACGGCACAGGGCAGCCAUACGGUGGAGAGGUGGACCCAACGGGUUUGACCAGGACUCGCCCAUCUGGGUUGCCCGGAGACACCACUGGCCAUAACCCACGUGUGUAGGGCAUGGCAUGUGCUUUAGCUCCUGUUAUGUAAUAUAUCUAUGUUUUCUGUUUGGUGUCUUUUUCUUGUUAAGCAAUUCCAGUUGAAUAAAAGGUAUCUUUUAGUAGAUAUUUUA
This is a messenger RNA of Jatropha curcas, 682 nucleotides long. RefSeq names its product Late Embryogenesis Abundant 4-5 (gene LEA4-5). NCBI's taxonomy places the organism in Eukaryota, Viridiplantae, Streptophyta, Magnoliopsida, Malpighiales, Euphorbiaceae. Gene Ontology annotation, biological process: embryo development ending in seed dormancy. The record is from RefSeq and is a predicted model, not a curated record.